CAGCUGGUGUUCAUGGAGGAGAGAGAAAAACAAACGGACCAUGUGACCUAACGUGAAACCGGUGCGAGAUGAGGACGGUCACCGCUCGGGAGGACAUCGACUCCACCAUCUAUGGCCCCGCUGCGAUAAAUAACCCGUGCUAGCUUAACAUCCAAUCGCCGUAUCCCUCCGGUAACGUUACCGAAUUACUCCGGUAACGUUAGCCGCGUGAGAGAGAGGUUGCUAGCGGGCCGAUUGACGACGUGCAGCCGAGGCGAGUGAAAGACAAUAAGCGGUGGAACAGGUACAGACAGAGGUCGACAUUCUCUCCUUGUGUCAUGUGUCCAGUGUUAAAGUAUGAGUGAAGCUGGUGUUUGUUUCUUCAUCGUGUGAAUUUGCUAAUGCUGAUUGAUGUGGCUUGAUGGCUAUUUAGCAAGACCUGACUGAGGCUACCACUCCUUGUUCAAAACAGCUAAGUGUAUGUGCCGGUGACGUCAGCCAUGUUUUGGAAGUUUGACCUGCACACAUCUUCUCAUCUGGAGGCGAUACUGGACAAGGAGGAUGUCACACUUGCUGAGCUCAUGGAUGAGGAAGAUGUGCUGCAGGAGUGCAAGGCUCAGAACAGGAGACUUCUCCUGUUCCUGUGCCAGGACCAGUGCAUGCAGGAGCUGGUCUGUAUGAUUACUACAGAGCCCCCUGCUGGUGGAGAGGAGACACAGCGUUUCAAGUAUCCCAAUAUAGCUUGUGAGCUGUUGACAUGUGAUGUGGGAGUGAUCAAUGAUAAGCUGGGUAAUGAGGAGUCCCUGCUGGAAACUCUGUAUGCCUUCCUGGAGCAGCCAUCCCCACUUAACCCCCUCCUGGCGUCUUUCUUUAGCAAGACAAUUGGGAACCUCAUCACACGGAAAACUGAGCAGGUGAUUAAUUUUCUGCGAAAGAAAGAGGGAUUCCUUUCCCUGGUCCUGAAGCAUAUUGAUACAUCAGCCAUGAUGGAUGUGCUCCUACGACUCAUCAGCUGUGUGGAGCCACCCCCUCUUCGACUUGAGACUCUUACUUGGCUGAAUGCAGAGAAGUUGGCCGAGAGACUCAUAGAGCUCAUUCACCCUGAGAGAGAUGAAGAGAGGCAGUCCAAUGCUUCUCAGACUCUGUGCGACAUCAUUCGUCUGAGCAGAGACCAGGCCAAUCAGCUCCAAGAGAUUUCACAGCCUGACCCUUUGCUGACUGUGCUGGAGUCGCAGGAGUGUGUGGAGCAGUUGUUGCAGAAUAUGUUCUCGGGAGAAAGGACUGAGAGCUGUAUCGUCAAUGGGAUUCAAGUUCUUCUCACAUUGCUGGAAAUCAGGAGGCCUGUGGUGGAUGGUGUAAUGGAUGCUCAGGGAUUUGAGAGAAGUUACACUGUAAACAGCAGCAUUCUGUUGGCCAUUGAACCACACCUGGUACACUUCCACCAGCUGCUUCUGGAGCCUCCUAAGAGACAUCCUAUACUGACAAGCCUGGGUGUGCUGAAGGAACCACUGGGAAACACACGUCUGCACGUAGCCAGAUUGGUUGCCUCUCUGCUGUACACCAGCUCUGCCAGCCAUGCAGUCGUAGCACAGGAACUUUGCAGACUUAAUACAAUGGACCUGCUUCUGGACUUGUUCUUCAAGUACACAUGGAACAACUUCCUGCACCUCCAAGUGGAGCUUUGUGUUGCAGCCAUCCUCCGACCCUGUGCCCAUGAAAUGAGACUCCAGCCUGGUUUGGGAUCUCAGGACAAAUUCAGGCUUCAUCAGGAUCCAUCACAAGAGCAGGCUUUUGCUGAGACCCCCACUCCAGAACCUUCAAUCACCCCUGAAAACUCUGCACAUAACUUAAUGGUGACUCAUUUGUUUCAGCACUGCCACCUUGUCCAGAGGAUUCUAAAGGCUUGGGAGGAGAACGAUAAAAUACAAUCAGAAGGUGGUAUGAGAAGAGGGUAUAUGGGGCAUCUGACCAGGAUUGCCAACACAGUCGUCCACAACCUGGAAAAGGGCCCAGUUCAUACACAGAUUAGUAGCCUCAUCACAGAGCUGCCAGAGGACUACAGAGGACGCUGGGAAAAUUUUGUGGACCAGACCCUGUCAGAGACCAAUAGGAAGAACACCAUAGACCUGGUUGGCACGGGAAACCCACGUCCUUCUUCAGAAGAUGAUAUGGAAAGCCCCUUCCCUAAAGAACUGACACUACAGCAGGCCUUUUCAGACUACCAGAUUCAGCAGAUGACUGCUAACUUUGUGGAUCAGUUUGGCUUCAAUGACGAGGAAUUCACUGAUCAUGACGACAGCAUCGGGGCGACGUUUGACAGGAUUGCUGAGAUAAAUAUCAACAUCGAUUCAGGCCAGGACAGUGCUAAUACUGCUGUGUUUGAGGCCUGUUCCAAGGAGAGGAUUCAACCCUUUGAUGAUGAUGAAGAGGACAUCUGGGAGGAGAAAGAGAUCAACUAUGCAACUCAAACAAAGUCCCGAAACAGGUUUGGUGGGUCACAGUUCUCCCAGAACCAAGCAGCCACUAAGGCCUGUGACAGGACUUCAGCUUCUGGCACUGAGGUCUCUGACAGCGCAGCAGACUCAGAGGAAGGAGAGGAGCACAAAGAUGCCUUAGAUCCUUUCUCAAGCCAAGGCCAGACUGAGUCAGCAAAGAGCACUGGCUGGAUAGCAGACUUUGGGGAAGUGAACUCGAAGGCUCCUGCAGCAGGCGUGGGCUUUGCAGCGUGGGACACUCCACUCUCUCAACCAGCUGCCACAGAUGGAGAGGAGAAGGGGUGGGCCAAAUUUACGGACUUCCAGCCUUUUUGUUGCUCUGAAACAGGCCCUAGAUGCAGUUCUCCAGUGGACUCUGAGCUCAGUGGAUCAGAAAACACCAAAACAAACCAGACCCCUUGUGUGUGGAGUGUGUGUGUGGCGAGAAAAGCUCCACUGGUGGCAUCAGACAGCUCUUCCUCCAGCAGUUCUGACAGCGAUGAGGAAGAAGGCAAGACGGUGUCUUCAUCCAGUGAGACGGUCACCACGGAGACCAUCACUACUGGUGCUGGCAAGGAGACCAUUCGGCUAACCAUGGAUGCUAAAAAUGAGAGGGCGGUUUUCAGCAGUGAAGCGGUUAAGGUGCCAAUAGAGGGGCUAUCAGUACAAGACACAGGGACAGGCAAUGAUAAAGACAAUGAAAAAGGAAAGAAGAAUGGAGACUGUCCCAACCCAACUACUGCCAGUCCAUCUAACCAGUCGGCUGCCGUCACACAGUAA
This is a messenger RNA of Paralichthys olivaceus (Japanese flounder), 3233 nucleotides long. The record is from RefSeq and is a predicted model, not a curated record. NCBI's taxonomy places the organism in Eukaryota, Metazoa, Chordata, Actinopteri, Pleuronectiformes, Paralichthyidae.